Messenger RNA from Mesocestoides corti, 1107 nucleotides. Lineage: Eukaryota; Metazoa; Platyhelminthes; Cestoda; Cyclophyllidea; Mesocestoididae. The record is from the annotation of a GenBank genome assembly.
CAUGGGAUCGGGACGCCAGCUUUUCGUACGAACAAUUUACUGUUGACACUCUUUAGUUUGGUUCCAAAAAUUAUCAAUGGUGGUAUCGCAGGUAUCGUGGGCGUGUCCUGUGUUUUUCCCAUCGACUUAGUGAAGACACGCCUUCAGAAUCAACAAAAGGGCGCAAUGAUGUACAAAAAUUUCCUCGACUGCGCACGCAAGGCUUACCAAGCUGAUGGGUUUUUUGGAAUGUAUAAGGGUUCGGGUGUGAACCUUCUUCUUAUUACCCCAGAGAAAGCUAUAAAACUUGUUGGCAAUGAUUUCUUCCGGUAUCAUUUGAAACAGGAUGGAGUGCCCCUUUCGCCUAUUCGCGAAAUGAUAGCUGGUGGAGGUGCUGGUCUUUGCCAAAUCAUCGUCACCACUCCAAUGGAACUUCUAAAAAUCCAAAUGCAGGAUGCCGGUCGAACACGUGGUAAGUUGGAUUCGUACCCAACCGCGUUACCCGAGCCACCUUUCAACACAACUUACCUACGCGUUUAUUCGCUGAUUUUAGUCGCAGUCGCAGCGAAUGCAAAUGUACCGGUUGCCAAGCCCAUGUCGGCGACUCGGUUGGCCCUGGAUCUGGUGCGACAGAAAGGCAUCUUCGGCCUCUACAAGGGCAUGGGCGCCACUGCCCUGCGGGAUGUCACCUUCUCCAUCAUGUACUUUCCGCUCUUCGCUCGGUUCGACAACCUGGUGAGUUCACCCGUCCUCAGCCCCCUUGUUUACACCGAGGGUCCCCGUCGAAGUGACGGCACUGGCACCAUCUUCUACUGGUCAUUCCUCUCCGGUUGCACUGCCAGUACAAUCGCUGCGUUUCUCGUCACGCCAAUGGACGUUGUCAAAACCCGACUUCAGACUCUGUCCCACUUGAAGGGGGAAACUCAGUUCACCGGAAUUUUUGACUGCUUCCUGAAAACAUUUCAACGUGAAGGCGUCAGGGCGCUGUUCAAAGGGGCAGGCUGCCGUGUCAUGGUGAUGGCGCCUCUUUUCGGCAUCGCCCAGACCGUCUACUACCUGGGCGUGGCGGAGUUCCUGUUGAGUCGAAGCUUGUCCAGACCCGUCUUGACCACCAACUCGAGUCAUUAG